AGGGGUGGUAACAAGCUGCAAGUUCACGUCAGGGUAACACUGUGGAGCACACAGGUUGUGGAAGUCCUGAUAGUUUUGUCGAGUCCAAACAGGUCGGACCUAAUUUUUUUGCAUUUUGUCUAAAUUGACGGUGAAACGUGCGGUGAAGACUAGACGCUAGCCGAACACAUAAUGGCUGCACUGCGUCGUCUGAGGCAGUGCAACUCCACAGGCAUUGCUAUCUCUCAUUUUCACACGAGCAGCCAUGCCUCUGCCAAACAGCACUACAAAAUGCUAGUGCUGGGAGGAGGAAGUGGGGGCAUUUCAAUGAGUGCACGCAUGAAGAGGAUGAUGGGAGCUGAAAAUGUGGCUGUCGUGGAGCCGAGUGAGAUGCACUACUAUCAGCCAAUAUGGACCCUGGUUGGUGCUGGUGCAAAAACAGUAACUUCAUCAGGUCGUUCCACUGCGAGUGUUAUGCCAUCUGGAGUGAAGUGGGUGAAAUCUAAAGUUCAGGAAAUAAACCCAGACACAAAUACUGUCCACACUGACGAUGGGACUGAAAUCUCCUAUGAGUAUUUGAUUGUGGCUCUUGGUUUACAACUCCAUUAUGAGAAGAUCAAAGGACUGCCUGAAGGAUUUGAACAUCCAAAGAUUGGGUCAAACUACUCAGUCCAAACUGUGGAGAAAACAUGGAAAGCACUGCAGGACUUUAAAGAGGGCAAUGCUGUGUUCACAUUCCCAAAUACUCCUGUAAAAUGUGCUGGAGCUCCACAGAAGAUCAUGUACCUAUCAGAAGCCUAUCUCAGAAAAACAGGAAAAAGGGCAAAGGCAAAUGUCAUGUACAACACAUCUCUACCCGUGCUCUUUGGGAUCAAGAAAUAUGCUGACUCAUUGUGGGACAUUGUAAAACAGCGUGACAUCCAAGUGAACCUGAGGCAAAAUCUGAUUGAAGUGCGUGCAGACAAGCAACAAGCUGUGUUUGAAAAUCUUGACAAGCCAGGUGAAACCAAAGUGAUAGAGUAUGAAAUGCUUCACGUCACGCCUCCAAUGGGACCCAGCUUGGUGAUUAAGGGCGGUCCACUGGCAGAUGCAGCUGGCUGGUUGGAUCUCGACAAAGAUAACCUCCAACAUAAGAGGUAUCCAAAUGUGUUUGGGAUUGGAGACUGUACCAGCUUGCCCACAGCCAAAACGGGCGCCGCUGUCGCUGCACAGACUGCUAUCUUGAACAGAACCAUCAGCAAAGUACUGAAAAAUGAGAAGCCUGAUAAGAUAUAUGAUGGCUACACCUCAUGUCCGUUGGUUACGAGCUACAACACAGUGAUCCUGGCAGAGUUUGAUUACAACGGACAACCGCUAGAAACAUUCCCCAUUAACCAAGCCAAAGAAAGAAGAACCAUGUACUACAUGAAAGCUGAUGUAAUGCCUCACCUCUAUUGGCAUGGGCUUCUACGGGGCCUGUGGGGUGGACCAGGACCAUUCAGGAAACUUUUCCAUCUUGGGAUGAAAUGAAACCUCAACAUCGGUUUGCAAGUUAAUAGCUCCAUUCUCUAAACGUUUAGGGAAAGAAGCAGCACAUUGAAUCCAUCAUUUUUUUCUAAAAAGGGUGGUGGUAAGAUUUAUUACCAGGACAUCAUGACUAGGGUUGUCACAAUACUAAAAUUUCAACUCGAUACGGAUACUCAUGAAAAUAUUUGAUACUCGAUACCAUUUUCGAUACCACAAGGAUAAAAACAAAGACCCCAAAAUUUAACUGAAAUAUUUUUAUUAACAAGAAAAAUGGAACAUGUAAAAAUCAACAGAACCAGAGGUUAAAUAUUUAUAAUAAAAAACAGUUGUGCAAAAAGAAACUGCAACUAUGAUAACAAGCUUCAGGUCUGAGGUAGUGAAAAAUAUUUUAAGGUUUUAUGCUGUGAAGGUGGUGGGGGGGGGUAUCGAUACUUUUGAAAAUGGGUAUCGUAUCCGGAUACAACGUUUUAGUAUCGAUACUUUUUUGAGUAUCGAUACUUUUGACAACCCUAAUCAUGACUAAUCACUGCAAGUGUCAGAAGUCAUUGUGAGUAUUUAAAUACAGUUAGCGGUGCAUUGAUAUCACCAUGAAAUAAAAUGACUCUUGUAAUGAGAGAGUUGUUUGCAGUGUAAAAAACACUCAACACAAAAUGAACACUCACCUGAGCAGUUCUGUGUAGCCUUUAGCUGCUCAUAGAUCAAUAUUUUGGCGGCACAUUGAAUGUAAAGUCUUGCUUUAUCCAACUAGCAAUGGCAUUUUUAUGAGAUCCUGAAACCCUAGGGGCACCAGUGUACCAGUGUAAGGCAGUAGGGUUCUCCCACAGCCUUCUGUUGUUUUGGUACAUUAUAUGAUCAUUUGUUUCUGCAGGGUAUUGGAGGGAUGCUCAACUUCAACAUUGUAAUCAAUCUGUUGACAGUACUCACUAAUCACAGUAUACAAAUAUACCUUUUCACAUUAAUAUGAAAAUCAAGAAGUGCUUUUCUUACAGUGUGAGAAAUAGUUUUGUACAUAGUGAUUAUUUUUCUGAGUUCUUAACUGAGUUAUAAACAUAUUUGUGGUUAUAAUCAGUGUAAAUGCAUUAUUGUAUUACAAUGCAUUAUUCUUUAAUCAUUAAAAUGAAUGUUUCUUUUAAAGUAAAAACUGAAAUUGAUGAUCAAGAUCAUAAAUAUCUACUAUGCAUAGUU
Messenger RNA from Centropristis striata (black sea bass), 2670 nucleotides. It is a transcript of the gene sqor, whose product is annotated as sulfide quinone oxidoreductase. Gene Ontology annotation, cellular component: mitochondrion. The record is from RefSeq and is a predicted model, not a curated record. The coding region runs from base 172 to 1488 and encodes 438 amino acids. Gene Ontology annotation, molecular function: FAD binding; sulfide:quinone oxidoreductase activity. The transcript is spliced from 10 exons. Lineage: Eukaryota; Metazoa; Chordata; Actinopteri; Perciformes; Serranidae.